This is a messenger RNA of Spirodela intermedia, 1204 nucleotides long. NCBI's taxonomy places the organism in Eukaryota, Viridiplantae, Streptophyta, Magnoliopsida, Alismatales, Araceae. The record is from the annotation of a GenBank genome assembly.
AUGAAGAAUUUCCACAACAAGGCCUUGAGGAAAAGGAAUUUGCAUGAAAAUCAGAAAGUGUGGCUUUAUAACUCUCACUUGAAACUAUUCCCUGGGAAAUUAAAGUCCAGAUGGAAUUGCCCCUAUGUUAUCACUGAAAUUUUUGAUUCAGGUGCAGUUCUCAUCAUAGAUCCAAAGACAAGACAUGAUUUCAAGGUCAAUGGACAGCAGUUGAAGCCUUAUCUUGAGGUAGAACCACCACUAACAAUUGUCUCCUUGAUUUUUCAGGAUAUACCUAAGGAUCAUUGUUGUGACUCAGUCGUUGUAUAUUAAAUCACGCAAAUAUAAAAUUUAUAAAACUAGAAAAUACGAUUUUUUGGAUAUUUAGAAGUAUAAAUAUAUCAAUUAUAAUUCAAUAAAAAUUCCAAAAAAUAUCGGUAAUUUUCCAGGUCAAUCACAGGGAUGUAAUAUAAUAUCUGGUAAUUAUUCAGAAUUUUUCUCAAUGAAUACGAUUUUCUUACAAAUUUUAUACUAGGAAAUAAAAAAGAAAUAUAUUUAAAAUUCACGAAAAAAAAGGAAAUAAGGGUGCGGGCGUCAUGAUGACGUCAGCGCCCGGCGAACGCGAAUCAGGCGGAAACAGAGUUCCGCCUGGUGAUUCUUACGUAAGCGAUUACGGACGAUUUAAUUGAUCAAAUUAAGAUCUGUAAAAGCCGAAAGAAUCGUAAUUGAACGAAGUAUAGUUUGGUAAAUUAAAAUCACACAAAGUAUCACUAAAUGAAGCGUAAAUUAAAUUGAAAGCAGUAAAACAGAGUUCUAAUGUCGCGACGGCGAUGCGUCGGUGAUGUACCGGAAUCUUGAGCAUUCGGGAGGAUCAUCGUGCAGUGUCUACGGCCUCGAAGGCUCUCCUUGGACAAAGAUGACGUGGGCAAUCUCUAGAUCUUCUCGCAAAGUCUAGAGAUCAAUGAAGUGGGUCGUCGAAUCAUCUCUGGCGGCUGUCACCCGGCGGAGAAGAAAAACAGCGACUUUGCGGCUCUCCGGCGGCUGUCACCCGACGGAGAGGAGCUGGAUGGAGGUGGGGCGCGUGUUAGGGAGCUUCAUCUUCAGGUCCGCACAGCAAGAGGAGGCUCUUCAUCGCAUCUGGUACGCUCUCAGGAGGUGGCGACUGGUCUCCCGGCGGAUCGUCCUCUUCUCGACGAUGGCUUGUUCGUCAAUCAAUCAGAGAUGA